CUCCAAAACCCCUUAUAUUUAAAAAUAUUCCUAUUUUGAAAAUGUAUUCCUAGUAAAUGUUGUAGUACUCAAAAAAUUAUGCCAAAUAAAAGAAAACUUUGCGACGUUCGGAUUGCAGAGCACAAAGUUAUGAUCCUCCAAAGUUUGGCAAAAUCGAAAAAUUGCUCGUUUAGGGGUAACAAAUGACGUUUUCUCGGGGCGAAGGCACGAGAAUUUUUUUAUAUAUAGGGAAUUUCUGCCAAAAGAGCAAUAUUUUUCCAUACGAGAAAUUUUUGGAUGACUAUCUUCCGAGAAAACGUCAUUUGCUACCCAUAAACGAGCAAAUUUCCGAAUUUGUCAAACUUUGGAGUAUCAUAACUUUGUGCUCCGCAAUCCGAACGUCGCAAUAUUUUUUUAUUUUGCAUAAUUUUUUGAGUACUAUAACAUUUACUAGGAAUAAAUUUUCAAAAUAGGAAUAUUUUGUAAUAUAAGGGGUUUUGGGAGUAACUUUAACUUUAAAUUGUUUUACUUUUAUGUGUCCUUCCUACGACGGAGGCACUCAUUGAUAAGGGGGUUCAGGUUCUACCUAGGUGUCCGGUUUGUUGGGAUGCGUCAGAGACUUUGGAACACCUAUUCUUCUAUUGUCCGGUGGCGAGGGCUAUGUGGGAUUAUUCGGGGUUGGAAGCUCUGGGUGAGGGGUUGCCCAGACACACUUUCCCUCUCUGGUUGAAGCGGCUGAAGUCUGUACUGAGAGAGCCUUCCUCCCUCAUGGCAGUGGUUGCAGUGCUCUGGCGGAUAUGGCGGUCUCGUAAUUGGGUCGUCUUUGAGGGGAAGCAGUUUGACUUCCAAGCGUUGAUGCGCUAGUAUAACCAGCAGUAUGAGGAAUGGGUUAGGUUACCACGGGAUCAGGGAGAUUCUGCUGGUGGUAUUGCCCAGCAUCCAAUGGCCCUGGGGGAGGCGGAUAGGCUUGUGUGUAUGUGGGAUGGAGCCACUAGAAGGGGGUCUCCUUCGGGGGGGGGGGGGGGGGGGGGGGGGGGGGGGAUGGUUAUUAUGACCCCAUCCAGGGAAAUCCUGGUGGCUGUGGGUUUUCAAUUCCCUGGUAUUGAGGAUCCAAUGGUUGUGGAGAUGAUGGCCCUUCGUGAAGCUGUGGUGUGGUGUCUAAAUCGGGGAAUCACAAAGGUAUGUUUUGAAGGGGAUGCUAAGGUUAUUAUUGACAAAAUCAAUCAGGCAGACACCAGGGAUAAUAGGGUGGGGGCGAUUCUAGCUGAAGUUGUUCAUCAGUUUGCUAGUCAGCCAAGGUUUAGUGUGCGAUUUGUACGUCGGCGUAGUAAUAGGGUAGCCCAUUUGGUGGCUAGAAAAGCCCUCUCUUUGUACCAGGCCAUGAGUCGUUCUGUUGAUUUCAGUGCCUGGCUUUUGUCCAGAAUGUAACUAUCUAUUUUUCUGAUCAAUGAAGAUUAUCUUUUGUCAAAAAAAAAAAAGAAUUUAUCAUUUGUUUAUUAUGGUAACGUGUGGUAUAUGAUAUGUUAUUUAAAUGCUACAGUCUUUUAAUAACUGGAAUUAUUUAAUUUUUUAUUGCCACAUUGGGUCACUGAGAUUACUAAAUUGUGUCAUGUUUAGUCACUAGAAAAAUUUAAUAUCAAUUUUGGUCACUCGAAUUACUGAAACAAGUCGCAUUUAGUCACUCUCCCAUUAUCCUCCGUCCAACUUCGAUCACUCAAAUUACUGAAACAUGUCACAUUUAGUCACUCGAAUUACUCAAACAUGUCAUAUUUAGUCACUUUCUCAUUAAUUUCCGUCCAACUCCAUUAAUGAAGUUUGAUGGAAACUCACGAGAGAGUGACCAAAUGUGACCUGUUUCAGUAAUUCGAGUGACCAAAAUUGAUAUUAAAUUUUUUCUAAUGACUAAAACAUGACACAAUUUAGUAAUCUCAAUGACCAAAUAUGGUAUUUACCUUUUUUUACAUGAUUUAUUUUGACUUCGGGUGGUGAUCACUCUAUUUGUUGGACACAUGAUAUUGCGGAAGCAAAUUAAGAGAAUAUUCCAUGGCGUGGGAUAUUAUCUAUCUAUCUAUCUAUCUAUCUAUCUAUCUAUCCUAUAUAUUAUGGCAAUUCAAAAGUAACUUCUUGCCACAUAAGCACUUGGAGAUGUAACAAGUUGCCUAGGUGGACAUUUUUUUACUAACAAAAAAAAUUAUUAUUGAUCUAUUUAUGAAGCUAUCUCUCUCUUCAUUUAGUAUUUAUGCUCACUUUUACUCAACAUUAAUAAUAAGUGACAUUGAGAAUGUAAAUAAAAACAUGUAAAAAAUAAUAAUAUUUUUGUCAAUUAAACAAAAUAUAAAGAUGGAAACAAAAAAUGACAUAUAUCGGGUUUGUUUAAACAAAAAAUAUAUGAUUAAAUGUUAUCAAGUAAAUUAUCUACUCAUUUUAACCAAAACUUAAUAAUAAGUUACAUUUUAAUGAAAAAUUUAAAGAAGUACACACAUAAAUAAUAAUAUCUUUGUCUAUUAAAUAAAAUAUAACGACACAAAGAGACAAAUCAAGCGUUUGACAAUCAAUCGACUUUGAAAAAUGAAAUAUAUAAAUUUAUAUAUUAAAUCUUCCCUGCAGUAUGCUCUUUCAUGAGUGAGAUGCUACUAGCUAUAUGAUUAUGAUUUGGUCAGUAAGUAAAACGUAGCAGAGGGUUAUAAGUAGAAGGGAACACAUGUGAGGUUUUAUAAAGGUGCGAAGAAGAAAGAAAAUGGUGGUGGUAGUCUCUAAAUUGUCUAUGUCGACGUUCUUUCAAUUUUUACGCGUUUGCAAUGACAGUAUUUGUUUCAUUAGCGUGAAUUUUUGCCUCAUUAAAUCACUAACUAAAACUUGAUUUUGGCCCGAUCAUUUUUUUAGAACAACUAUUUUGAUUGAUGCAUCAAUCGUGUUCAUGAAUGAAGAUUUUAAAAGAUACAAUGAGCUGAGUUUUAUUGAAGUAUGCAGCUUUUACAAUUCGUCUAUGUUGUUAUUAGGUAAAAAAAUACACCAUUGUUUUUUAAAGGGGGCAUGUAGCUCUCUACGAAUAUAAAAUGUGUUUAUGUGCAGUUUAGUUUGCUGAAAAUAUCGUUUUAAUAAAUUAGUGACAAUUGAUAGUUCUAUUUUUGGUUGAUUUUGCUAGAACAUUUUAAAGAUAAAUUAAAAGAAUAAGCAGAAGAUGGAUGAUGUGGAUGCUACUGUGUUUUCUCAUUCUUCCAAAAUUGCACAAAUAACUGAUAGUGCACGAUGUUCGUAGGAUCCCGAGCACGAUAGUAUGUAUUAUCAUAUACCAACAUACGAGAAGGAAGAAGAAAUGAAAAGCUCUUUGAUUA
Molecule: messenger RNA, 3314 nt
Organism: Linum trigynum
Lineage: Eukaryota; Viridiplantae; Streptophyta; Magnoliopsida; Malpighiales; Linaceae
Source: the annotation of a GenBank genome assembly